UCUCUGUCUCUCUCUGUCUCUCCCCCCGCGGUAGAGGAGCUGCUCCGGGGUUUCAUGGCGGGUUUGGAGUCCGGACUCACCGCUAACACACACCGCUAACACUGACAGCUCGUCGCGCGCUGUCUCUCUGUGUGUAUGUGUGUGUAUGUGUGUGAGAGAGCUAACCCGGCUAGCUCGCUUUAACUCUGUGUGUGUGUGUGUGUGACUCAUCCAAAACACCAGCCAUAACACACCGCUGACUUCACCCGCUCUCUGCACCGGAUCUUAUUUAUGUUUUUGUUUAUUAUCAUCAUCAUGCUCCUCCCAUAAGGAUAUUUAUUUAUAUUUAUUUAUUUAUUUUAGCCGUGCCAGUUUAUCCGGGUUUAUUCGCCUGUGAUUGUUAUUUAUAUGAGCUUAGCCGCGCUGAGUCGGACCGCAGGGACAUUACUGGACGCCCGAGCCGCUGAUGGUUCCUGAGUGACGGCUGAAGGAGCAGAAGAGCCGCAAUGAAGAAGUUUUUCGACAGCCGGCGGGAGGCGGUGAGCUCCGGGCCCGGGUCAGGGGGCGCCGGGGCCGCGGGAGGAGCGGGGGGGUCCGGGGGAGGAGGCGCCUUCAUCGGCCGCGUCUUCACCAUCGGCCGCUACCAGGUCACUGUGGAGGAGACUGUGGCUGAAGGUGGUUUCGCCAUCGUGUUCCUCGUGCGCACACACCAGGGCGUUCGCUGCGCUCUGAAGAGGAUGUACGUGAACAACGAGCACGACCUCGACGUCUGCAAGAGAGAGAUUCAGAUCAUGAGGGAUCUGGUGGGAAACAAAAAUAUAGUCGGCUACCUGGACUCCAGCGUCACGGCCGUGGGGUCAGGAGAUGUCUGGGAAGUUCUGAUACUAAUGGACUUCUGUAGAGGUGGUCAGGUGGUCAAUCUGAUGAACCAGCGUCUGCAGACGGGCUUCAGCGAGCCGGAAGUCCUGCAAAUCUUCUGUGACACGUGCGAAGCCGUCACGCGGCUACACCAACGCAAAAUUCCCAUCGUUCACCGGGAUCUCAAAGUGGAGAACAUCCUCCUGCACGACCGUGGUCAUUACGUCCUGUGUGACUUCGGCUCCGCCACCGACAGGUUCCAGGACCCUCAGGCCGUCGGGCCGGCCGUCGUAGAGGAGGAGAUUAAAAAGUACACCACGCUGUCCUACAGAGCUCCAGAGAUGGUCAACCUGUACAGCGGGAAAGUCGUUAGCACCAAAGCUGAUAUCUGGGCUCUCGGCUGCUUGCUGUAUAAGCUGUGUUUCUUCACCCUGCCGUUCGGAGAGAGUCAGGUGGCCAUCUGCGACGGCAGCUUCACCAUCCCGGACAACUCGCGCUACUCGCACGACAUGCACUGCCUCAUACGUUACAUGCUGGAACCAGACCCUGACAUAAGGCCUGAUAUCUACCAGGUGUCUCAUUUCGCCUUCAAGCUUGCACGCAAGGACUGUCCAGUACAGAACGUCCACAAUUCUCAGAUUCCCACGAAGCUUCCUGAGCCAAUCAGAGCGAGCGAAGCUGUCGCCAAAAAGAGUCAGACUAAAGCCAGACUCACUGAUCCGAUCCCGACCUUGGAAACCUCCAUAGCGCCACGGCAACGGCCCAAAGCGGGCCAGCCUCAAGCGGUCACGGGCAUGCUGCCCAUACAGCCCGCCCUCACGCCCCGGAAGAGAGCCAACGCUCCAGUGGGACCCGCGCAGCCUAUGAACGUAAGCGUUGCCUCUCCGGCUCAGAAGCCUCAGCAGCCCGUUCCUGUUGCUCAGCAGCAAGCCACACCGGCAUCCCUGCAGGCCACGCCCACUCCUCCUCAGGCCACGCCCCAGCAGCUUUUCAUUCAGCCACAAGCUCCGGGGUUCUACCCGCCUCAGCAGCAGCCGCCACCCCAAGUGCAGAAUCUCUACCCACGGCUUGAUCAGUGCACCACCUCACCUGCACCAAGAACCAAAGGCAAGGCCCCUCCUCCUCCUACUCCUACUCCUACUCCUACUCCUAGUCCUUCUCAACAGAGUCCUCCACCAGCCCCGGUGCAGACCAGAACCAAAGCCAUGGCCCCUCCCCCUCCUGUGCAGAAUUCCCAAACCGCACCCGGAUGCACAAAAAUUAAAGCCAUGGCUCCUCCUCCUCCUUCAUCAAUCCAGCAGCAGCCACCGGCGACUAAUCUUCUCGCUUCUAGCCCUCUGUCGUUUACAUCGUCUCCUCCUUCUCCUCCAGUCCAACAGGGGGCAGCAGAUCCUGACCUGAGUUCUGAGCAGAUGCCCUAUGCAGGUGGGCGCACGGGCCAUAAAGUGGGCUCCUUGACUCCGCCCUCAUCUCCUAAGGUGGCUCCUCGCGGAGGUCACCGGCGCAUUCUGAGUGACGUCACGCACAGCACCAUAUUUGGAGUUCCUGUUAGCAAGUCGACACAGCUCCUGCAGGCAGCUGCUGCCGAAGCCGGUCUCAACAAGUCCAAAUCAGCGAGCACCACCCCUUCCGGCUCGCCGCGCUCCUCUCAGCAGAGCGUGUACCCCGCGGGUGAGGUCGGUACCCAGCCUGCUGCCCCUAAGGCAGACGCAGUGGCGCAGUCUUCCUGGAACCCGUUUGGUGAUGACAACUUCUCCAAACUGACAGCUGAAGAGCUGCUGAACAAAGACUUUGCCAAACUGGAUGCAAAACCACCAGAGAAAACCUCCACAGAGAACCUGAUUUUAGGUUCACAACCUGCAGCCUUUCCUCAGUGCACAGAGAAGUUGAUAGAGGGUUUGAAGUCUCCCGAACCUUCCUCCUCCUCCUCUUCCUCCCUGCUGAUCCCUGACCUCCCUCUGAACGACCCCUUUAGUCCUGCAGACUCCAGCCAUGCUGUGACGGACUCUCUUAUUCCUGGGCUGGAGUCUCUACACACCGAUCCAGUGUUGCCAGAUGCCCUGGGUGGAGGAGAAUCUCUACUCGGUGGUCCCCUGCUCUCUCAUUCCCCAUCGGGAGUCCAGGUUCUACCUUCCCCGAUAUCCUCAACCCCGGCUCCGCCUCUGGAGCAGUUCGUUCCAGCUCCGCUGGCCGGCGCACAGGCUCCGGAUCAAAACCCGGACAGCCAGUUUGACCCCAUUCCAGUGCUCAUCUCCAAAACCCCCAGCCAAGGUGGUAGCAACAGUGGCAGCUCAGAGACCAGUCUGCCCAAUCUGACCUGCUCCCUGCUGCUGGUGGACCAGCUCAUCGACUUGUAGAAGACACAGAGAAAAAGAGAGAGAGAGAGAGAGCGAGAGAGAGAGACGGAAAAAAAACAUUCAGGGAAAAUGUGCAAUUCAUAAACAAGGCUAUAGUUUAGGUUAUGAAUGACAUCAUGAUAAUAUUCUAUAUACUGGGUCCUCCUCCUCCUCCUCCUCCCAUGUCUCUGUCAUUCAUCUUAAAGUUUUUUGUUCUUGUUUGUUUUUUCUUCUGUUGCACAAUCAUUUAAAAAAAAAUCCAUCAUGCUGUAUUUGCAUCUGGUCAGCGCUAAAUCUGUUCCACGCUAAGGGGCAGCACGAGAACCACAAUCAAUCACCUUGAUAAGAUGUUUUAAAAUUUAAAAAGCAAUCCUUUCAAUCGUUCCAAAAAUUGAGCUGUGAACCGUUAUUUCGAAGUCUGACGCAGGAAAUACAGAUCGAUAGCUCCCAUUGGUAUCAGGGACAAGAAUUUGCGUCAGUGCCCUUGGUCCAAGGAUACAUCAUCUGGGUAUCUACAAUCCAUAAUCCAGUACGGGGUGGAUUAUACCGUGAAAAGCUGCCAUGCGAAUGCGAACCAGACAUUUCCAGAGGAGUCUGCUAGGACAAGAGUAAAAUGUGGACCUGGACUCUAGGGGGCAGUGCUGCACGUGCCAAGCCGUAAAAAAUAAAGAACAGUGAACAGAGUGUCAUGUGCCACUUUAGAAAAGCGAAGGGAUAUAAGACGAAACAUAAGGCGUAUGUGAUGAGUUUUAUUUACAGUCUACAUCAGUGUUUCCUGAAGGAUGUAACUCUGCCCCUAGUGGGCUGUGAAUGUACUGCAGGUGGGCCACAAUGGACCGCUGAUAAUAUAAUAAUUCAAUAAAUUAGUUAGAAACCUUGUUAGUAUGUUUGAAAUUACCAUAAAAUAUUUAUUAUUAAAAAUUUACAUUAAAGUCAGAGAUUAAAUAAAUCUAAUAAAAGCCAUGAGAUUUUAAAUACAUGCCGUGUUUUCAAAUUUAGCCACAGUCAAGUUUUUAAGUUUGGUCUACUUUUUUUUUUCCCUCCAUGCUCUCCUCCAGAUCUUCAUUCAUCUCGCUUUCUUUUCACUGUCCAUGAAUUGCUUUGUAGAUUGAGCAAUUCAAGUUCUGUAAAUGCGUGUAGCAUCGUACCUCGUUCACUCUUGCACUGGGGCUUUGGCGCAACAACAUAAAUUUCCAAAACGUUUUUUGUUCAGGUUUUUAAGGUGCCCACACAGACCUGUAGGUUGACGCAUAUAUAUGAACAGAAUAUAUGCCAGCUAAAACUUUAAAGGGGUGGCACGGUGGUGUAGUGGUUAGCACUGUCGCGUCACACCUCCAGGGACCGGGUUCGAUUCCCGCCUCAGGGUCUGUGUGCAUGGAGUUUGUAUGUUCUCCCUGUGCUUGGUGGGUUUCCUUCAGUCCAAAGACCUGCGAUCAGGCUAACUGGCGUUCCUGUUGACUGGAGGUCUUACCACAUUCGUAAAAAUGGGAAUAAAUACAACAGUGAUCACCACUGGCCUCCACGGUCCCUAGUUGGGAACUACAGAGGUUCCUAGAUGGAUGGAUGGAAAAUAUGAAAUUCUUUUUCGCAACGAGUGGCAUAAACUACGAAUAACAGUAACUUUAAUCAAUUAAACCGCAAUAGUUUUCAAAGCAGUUGUGGUUUGUUUCAUAGUGGCGCUUUAUGUUAUGACUUUUAACUAAGCGCCAUGGAGUUGGACAAGAUGACAUCCAAAGCUAGCAAGGAAAUAAACACACUAAUUUCUCUGGCGUUUGCUUUUAACAUUCGGUUUUUAUCGUCCGCAUUUUACCUAGCUGGUCUCUGUUCCAACGAGACAUCUUCAGCCACAUAAUUUAGACGUUUGGAAAGACUUGACAGAGGUGAUCUGAUUCAGAAGCCGAUCUGGUUCACGUUUAGUAAAGAAAAGGUCACUGAAUUGUAGCUGUUUGUUAGUCAUUCCGAUGAACAGAUCAACUAUAGUAUUAUCUUGAGCGCUUGGUUAAAACCACUCGAAUGCUUUGUUUAACCUAGAUCAAGUUCUGCCAGUUCAUGAGAACUAAAAUAGACUGCCUGGGACAAAAAAAACCUAAGUACACAGACGAGUGUAAUGCAAAUUUCUUUCUCAGCAACUACAAAAAGAGGAACGCUGAGAUUUCAGGUUGUCUUCUGACUUACUGCGUGAUAUUGACAUUCCAGCCUAACCGAGGCACAACAAGCGGAGGGAGCGAAGUGUACAAGAAGUCCCUUCCCCGAGCGCACGUUUCUGCUCUGUAUACACCUGCCGUGCUUCUAUACACAUAGUCCCGGUCAGUGUAGGUGUGACCGCGGUUCCCCCCAAGCUCUUGCAUGCGCGAUAUCAAUUAUAAGAGCAUAUCAUAAAUAUCGUUAUUAGCUCACGGAAUCGAAAAAUCGCGUGACUUCAUGUACUGUAUCCACGCUGCUGUGUAUGCGCUUCGACCUUUGAUAAGAUCAAAGAUUAGAAAUUCAGCUUUACUGCUCUUCUCAGGACAUGUCGUGUGCGCACAUUAUCGUUUCCUGCCUGUGUAUGUUCCCCCACCUUAAAAUUCAUUUUGUUCUUUUGUUCAUUAUUUAUUUUAGCUUGGAUUGCUUUUUGGUUUUUGGUUUGAGUUAAUUUGACCCUUUUUGGUUAAUGUGCACUGCAUCAUUAAUGCUGUAUUUCCUGUAAGAUAAGAGUUAAAAGACGUAUCUCGCAUUCGGAACAUGUAGUUAGAGUAUUACUCAGUGAAAAAGUCUGAAAUAAACAAGUCUUAUUGUUUAUGAAUGUAUGAAGAACAUGUGCACACAACCUCCAUUAUUCUCAUCAUGUUUAUUACAGUGUCUGAAGUGUAUUUUUAUGUACAUCUGAAGUGCAAAGGACUUUUCUUACUCUGCUGUACUGUAAGAGUGACUUCUGUUUUUACGCUUUGCUGUGAAUCAGUGCGCCGCUAUUAAUCGUUUUUUAUUUUAUUUUUAUUUUUUUUUAUCUGUUGGCCCGAUAGACGAGCUGAAAACAGGCUUAAGACUUUAAAGGGGCGGUUUAUAAUAUUCAAGCGUCAAUCAGACCGAGUGUAAUCAUGUACUGUUAAAGACACAUGAGAUAAAAUGUGAUCCGCAGGCGUGCGGUGCACCGGGUGGGUGUGGCUUCUUUCAUCUUUCUGACUUCAAGCUUCUGUUUCAAAUCUUUCUUCUUCGGAAAUAAGCUCCGCCCCUGCCAGAGCACAGCGUCUGCCUGGCAUAUAUCAUAAGGAAUAUCUAGGAUACAUGUGGUGUAAAUGGUGGCUCAGGGGUUAAACCUCGGGCUCAGGGGUUAAACCUCGGGGCUGCUCACUACAUAAGAGGAUAUGAGUUCAAAUCCCAGCGCUGCCAUGUUGGGUUCUUAAGAAAAAGUUAUUAUUAUUAUUAUUUUUUGUAUGCUGUCGUAAUUGUGCUAUAAGUAAUGUUAGAUAAAAUCAUUAGCCAAAUGAUGUAAAUGUAAAAAAAAAAAAAAAAAACAGUCCCUUUAAUUGUUGCAAUCGUUUUCGUUCAUUAUUUAAAAAUCUUGUAAAGACUUCCUGUUUUCUUGUCUUUACCCGGGCUUAUGAUGGAAAUGACUUUCCUGAGGUCACAGCCUUGUUUCACACAUCAUCUGCCUCAUGCUGCAGUACCAGCGAGCGAGUACGGUCAAUCCGUCUGUUGUUGUACAUGUCUGUCCCUGUAUAAUAAAUACUACACAGAUGAAGAUGCUGAGAUCAGAAGCAGGGUCUGGGAUAAUUAAACGAGGGGUGUUCAAGUCAAACUGGGACUUUCGAUUCUGUUAAUUGAGUAAAAUCUCCCUUUAUUUCUCUAUACAAUCCCUUUCUACGCUAAUGCACUUGUUUCACUUGUGCUUGGACACCAUCAGGGUGACAUGAUCAGACUGCCUGGUUUAUGUCUAAAGCCCUAGCCUUCCAGGAACUCCCUUAAUGGCUCAGACGUGUAGAAAAGUAAGUUCAGGACUGCCAUGGCAAUAACUACCAGCUCAGUUCCCGUAAUGUACGAGUGGUAUUGGUGAAUGAUUGCGUAUAUCGUUAUUUGAGAAUUUUCAAGUAUCAGGCGUUCUAGCUCUGAGCCACCUCAGCUGAGAGGACGUCAUUUACAGACGUAUGGCCUUCUUUAAAACGUUUGUACGGUUUAAAGUUUUUAUUGCGGCUAAGAGUCUCAUCACCGUACUGUGCUUGAAAUCGUCUGGUUGGUCGUGAUCAUUGAGCAGAAAUCAAUCACGUCAUCACACGUCCCGGUUUGACGUGAACGUCCCUCUUGUUAUAUAGAGCAUUGUGACUGAAUAUCAAAUCCAGAGUGCUGGUGUUAACGGGUGUUAUUAAGACCUGAUCUCUAUUCUUUAAUUAAGCACUACUGGGGCAUCAGUGCUAGUGUACUUGACGUUGAGGUUCGGCAUUUAAAAUGAAAGAAUGAUGUUUAUAUAUUUCUUUUUGUGUUGUUUUAAUUUCCAAGCAGUGCAAAUGCAGUGGUCAUGUAAUUAUGUAUAUAUCCAUGGUCGAUGUAUUCUCGCAGUCCUCGUCCCUGUCGUACCGUCCGGCUGUAACGUGGCUGAUCUAUGCAAUCAUACUCGCAGAUCCCCAAACACAUGCACGCACACGCACGCGUACCGCACCGUGACGAAAUGCUAAGCAGUUUAGCAUCGCUGAUAGUCCAGCGUUUUGUGUUGCAGUGUACAGUAUAGCACAGCUCACUCCUUACGGUCAGUGUAACCUAUGACCUAUACGCGAUCGUAGGCAUUUUAUCAGCUGGAAAAGAUUGAAAGAUGUAUAAUCUAUAAGUGUGUUCCUUUCCUUCUAUUUUCUGAGAUGAUGAAUAAAUGAAUUCCAUAAUAAUGGCAAAUAAACAUGUUUAUGGGAACAGAAUUCCCCAAUGUCUUGUGCAGUUUGUCGGUGUCGGGUUCAGCGGAAUUAAAAUAGUCGCAGAUGUGAUCAGUCAUCACACUCUUCCUCUUGUUACUUCUUGUGUUAUGUUAUUAAAAGUUAUUUUAUAUCAAUAGUUUAUCCACGUGAAGAGAGAAACCUUAUUGAGAGCAACGAGACUUCUGUUUAUUGUUCCAUUACAUAAAAUGAUGUUUUAUUUAAAAAAAAAA
Molecule: messenger RNA, 8280 nt
Organism: Clarias gariepinus (North African catfish)
Lineage: Eukaryota; Metazoa; Chordata; Actinopteri; Siluriformes; Clariidae
Product: AP2-associated protein kinase 1-like
Exons: 20
Coding region: 486-3194 (902 amino acids)
Biological process (GO): protein phosphorylation
Molecular function (GO): protein kinase activity; ATP binding
Source: RefSeq, a predicted model, not a curated record